Molecule: messenger RNA, 1915 nt
Organism: Portunus trituberculatus (swimming crab)
Lineage: Eukaryota; Metazoa; Arthropoda; Malacostraca; Decapoda; Portunidae
Product: BET1 homolog
Exons: 5
Coding region: 279-629 (116 amino acids)
Biological process (GO): vesicle fusion with Golgi apparatus; endoplasmic reticulum to Golgi vesicle-mediated transport
Cellular component (GO): SNARE complex; Golgi trans cisterna
Molecular function (GO): SNAP receptor activity
Source: RefSeq, a predicted model, not a curated record
AAAAUAUAUUAGCCACGUAGUCAUCGUGUUUAGAAUGACGUAAGAAUAGAAAAACAAGAAAAAUUGGCUGUAGUGUUCCUCAUUUAACUCGUGGUGGUGUCUUUAUCUGGCGUUGGACUGUCUUCCAGAGCCAAGGGUGAACACAGAGGCAUGCGUUGAAGGCUGUUGAAUACUGCUACAACCUACAGCACACUUCCAGUUCACUCCAAAUACUCAGCACUGCAGUGCAGCACACAUCACGGCCAGCAGCACGCCAGCCCUCCACACCAUCUGCCAGGAUGCGGAGAGCUCAGAAUGCACCUCAGGGAGGCCCUGCGCAGCACCCGUAUGGCCAGAACAGCGACUCACAGUACCUGGCAGAAGAGAACGAACACCUCACCACACAGCUCAAGGAUAAGGUCAAGACACUCAAGUCGGUGAGCAUUGAGAUCCGGAAUGAGGUGCGGGGACAGAACACCAUGCUGGGGGAGAUGGAUGAUGAGUUUUUCCGCUCAGGCAACCUGCUGGAGAGAAGCAUGAAGCGUCUGGGCCUGAUCAGUAGAGGCUCCCAGCACUGCCACCUCCCCAUCCUCUUUGCCUUCUGCUUUGUUGUCUUCCUCCUCCUCUGGGUGGCUCUCAAGUUUAGGUGAUGGACGUCAAGUCAUUAUGAUCUUUUUUAAUCUGUUGUGGCUUCCCUACCCUUUCCCUGAGGUCCAAGGCUGUAAGUUAAGGUUCCUUCAUGUGUUAUGUGGUUCCUCUUAAUGUCUUGUUGGCCUGCAGUGUUUGGUGCUCCUCUCAUGCUGCUGGUCUUUGUGGUUCUCUUGUUAAAUUGUAACUUGUUCAUGUUUUUGAUUGGGUUGGUGUGGCUUUUGGCUGGAUUUAAAAGCCUUCUCUUGGUCUUGUUUUUUUUUUGUUGUAUUAUUUGGUUAGUUUCACUUGCUGGUUAGAGAUUUCAGCUCAGGUUUUCAUGUACAUAUAUUUCUUAUGGGCCUUUUCUUAGUUCGUUGAUCUCACUGACUUGGUAAAAUCUCCCUUCUUUCUAUAGUUCUCUGUAGUCUUUAACUUGCAUUAAUGUAACUCUUUUUGACUUUAGACUCCUUGAUCAGUCAUACUUUUCUUAGAGCUUGUCUUUAUUGUCUGGUUCCCUCAUUCAUAUUUUCUUCAUAGUCCUUUAUUUAAUUUCAUGAGGUAAAGUAAAUGCAAUCUCAAAAGCCACUGAGGAAAGGGAGGAUUGGGUUUUUUGUGAGGGUUUCCGGACAUGGGGAUGAAGGCACCACAGACUCAUGUCCUGUGUUCCUCUUGUGUUAUAUCAUGGUUUUAGCAAUUGUUGUAGAGCAUCAGUUUUUAUGUAGUAAGGCUUGUUUCUGAUGUUGUAGUGAGGGUGGAUGUGGUGUGGGAGGAGUUUUGGUUUCUAGAUGUGAUAAAGAGGUGCUCAAAGUGAGAUAAAGAGCCAAGACUGUUUCCUGUGAGGCGUGGUAUGUUUUCGGUCUCCCCACAAGUAACUGCUAAUGAAUCAAGUUGUCAGACUAGUUUUGCCUCUUUUUGUCAGUAAUAGGAGUUUCCACACGGGAUGGUUAGCUGAGGGUUUGCAAGUCCCUGAAGUAACCCAUUGAGAUGUGGUCUGUCUGCAGUCUUCCCAUAAAUGACUGUUGAUCCAAGUUCUGGCAAUCCUGUUUUGUUUCUAUUUUUGUCUCAGUGAGGAUUUGCCACUUCCUGAAGUGAGGCAAGAGCACACGUGUGGCAUGUUUCCAAAUGGUGAGUGAUGUUGAUAUCUCGUGCAGUCAGCCUGACUGCACUGUUGCUCCAUCUGUUCAGUGAUCACUAAAUGUAAUGUCUUGCCAGCAAUUUGUCAGAUGAAAUGUUAGGGCUGCUCAUGUCACUUUUAGCCAUGUUUAUAUGAAGAUUAUUUUUUAUAUCUAAUAAAUGAAUGACUUUA